GACUCAACGGCACUGAUAGACCGUAUCAGCAUCCGCUCUAUCUCUCGCUAGCGAACAGCUCCUGCGCGCGACGUCAAUAUCGUGGUACUUCAUGAAGCAUGGGUUUUCACGAGGAUGCUGGCGGAGUUGCACAACGUUUUAGCUGACUUCCACGGAGAGUCACGGUAUAUGCAUUCAAGUCUAGAUGCCAUAAUGUUGUUCCGCAUAGCUUUGCCUCUCAAUAUCCUUAUUCUUAAUGGACAUGGACACGUGCCCCGGCGCCGCUAAGUCAUGCCGAAUUCGUUGACUUAGAACUCUCCAACCAUGAGCGACUCUGACUUGGAAGCGAUAAGGCAGGCACGCCGCCAAGAGCUACAGUCGCAGCAAGGCGGCAGUCAAAGUGGAGGACAAGAAGAUGCGCAGAAAAACCGUGAAGCCGAAGUACGGUCUUCAAUCCUUUCGCAGAUACUCGAGCCGGCCGCAGCAGAUAGAUUGGGUCGCAUCAGGCUGGUGAAGGCAUCGAGGGCAGAAGAUGUUGAGAACAGGCUGAUCAUGCUUGCGCGAAGCGGCCAGCUGAGAGGGCAGGUCUCGGAGACGCAGCUGAAAGAUAUCUUGAAUGCUGUCAGCGAGCAGCAACAGGAGACCGAAAAGGUCACUGUGCAGAGGAGGAAGGGUGGAUGGGAUGAUGAUGAUCUGGACGACCUGUUGAACGACGACGACUCAUGAUGCCGGUCCGUUACAACUUAAUGCUCGAUACACAGCGAGGUGUUCCGGAAGCUCAAGGAUGCCCAUCCGUCAGGUUGGAUGAAGGCGAUGAUGUUCUUCUACCGUCUGACUUGUCACGGCUGUGGUGCACCUACGUUCGUCGCAGCUAUUGGCUAGGGUACGGACGUGCUUUGGUACGCCCCCGUGAUCCAGACCACAUACAUCGAAGAUGCUGCUGGUGCUAUGACAACAUCUUCAUGGUAGGAAUCUACCAGAUAGAGGAGUAUCAUUCGCCCAACAUGCUGGAUUUUUGACUGCACUGU
This is a messenger RNA of Baudoinia panamericana UAMH 10762, 1007 nucleotides long. RefSeq lists its product as uncharacterized. The coding region runs from base 304 to 705 and encodes 133 amino acids. The record is from RefSeq and is a predicted model, not a curated record. Lineage: Eukaryota; Fungi; Ascomycota; Dothideomycetes; Mycosphaerellales; Teratosphaeriaceae. Gene Ontology annotation, cellular component: cytosol; nucleus. Gene Ontology annotation, molecular function: DNA binding. The transcript is spliced from 3 exons.